AUGUUUUUGGGGUGCCCCAGAGCCCGUCAGGAGCUGCAGGAGCUGCAGGAGCUGCAGGAGCUGCAGGAGCUGCGCGCUCGGGGCCGGCGGCUGCAGCAGGAGCUGGAGGCGGCCACUGAGGCCCAGCGGGGGCUGCGGGAGCUGAGCGAGGCCCAGGCCCGGGAGCUGCAGGAGAAGCAGAACCAGAGAGAGAACCUGGAGAGGGAACUGCAGGUGUGCUCAGGUGAGCGGGAUCAGCUCCGUCAGCGCCUGCUCGAGGCCGAGGCCGCCCAGGAGCGGCUGAGGGAGGAGCAGGAGCAGCAGCGGGGGCAGCUCGAGGUCAGCUGGGAUUGGGGAGGGAGCUGGGGCAGCUUGCGGGCGGCGCUGGGGGAGGAGCAGCGGCUGCGGGAGCUGCACGAGGCCGAGGGACGCGCCCUGAGACAGGAGCUGAAGGACGUGCGGGACGGGCAGCGCAUCCUGGAGAAGAAAGGCAGCGCCGCCCUGAAGGAUUUGAGGAGGCAGCUGCAGCUGGAGCGGCGCCGGGGGGAGCGGCUGCAGGAGCGGCUGCAGGAGCUGCUGGUGCCCAGCAGGGCCCGCUCGGGACUGGAGGAGCUGGGCUUGGACGGAGGCUCCUCCCCAGGGCGGGGCCCGGGCGGGGACAGCAGCUCCGUGUCCUCAUUGGGCCGCGAUGGCUCCGCCCCCGGAAGCACCAAGUCGGGCUCGGGCAGCCCCGGGGGCGGCAGCGCCGGGGGGGUCCCGGCCGGGGGCGGCCUCUCCCCCGCAGAGGUGGCGGAGCUGUUCCAGAGGCUGGCCCAGAGCCAGCAGGAGCGGUGGCUGCUGGAGGAGAAGGUGAGGCACCUGGAGGUGUCGAGCGCGUCCAUGGCCGAGGAUCUGUGCAGGAAGAGCGCCAUCAUCCAGAGCUUCGUCAGGGACAGCCGCACCGAGGCCGCGGGUCCCGCGGGGCCGGCGCGGCGCGGGGCGGGGCCGGGCCCAGGUGAGGAGGGGCUGCGGGAGAUGAACAAGAAGCUGCAGAACCUCCUGGAGGAGCAGCUGACCAAGAACCUGCACCUGGCACAGGACCUGGAGUCGCUGUCCCAGGAGCUGGCGCAGCUCAGGAAGGAACAGGCGACCCCCCAGGGACCCCCCUGAGGGGCGGGGCCUCUUUUGGUGGGCGGGACCUCGCCCCCUACCCCCCCCGCAGGCUCCGCCCCCCGGCUGGGGCGCUGCUGCGGGCGAGGCGUUGCCCCUUUAAGGACGCGGUGGGCCCUACCGGCAUUGCCCCUUUAAGGCCGGACGGUUCUUUACAUGGCCUUGCCCCUUUAAGGGUGGGCGGGGCUCCCUGGAGGGCGUUGCCCCUUUAAGAGCGAGGGCAGUUCUGCUGCGGCGUUGCCCCUUUAAGGAGGACGUGGUCCCCACUCUGGCGUUGCCCGUUUAAGGCGGUCCCGCAUGCGCCCCCGUCUCCCCCCAAUAAACCCGAUGUGAAUCGC
Agelaius phoeniceus (red-winged blackbird) is the source of this 1466-nucleotide messenger RNA. The record is from RefSeq and is a predicted model, not a curated record. NCBI's taxonomy places the organism in Eukaryota, Metazoa, Chordata, Aves, Passeriformes, Icteridae.